Molecule: messenger RNA, 989 nt
Organism: Mucor mucedo
Lineage: Eukaryota; Fungi; Mucoromycota; Mucoromycetes; Mucorales; Mucoraceae
Product: RTA1 like protein-domain-containing protein
Exons: 1
Coding region: 31-903 (290 amino acids)
Cellular component (GO): membrane
Source: RefSeq, a predicted model, not a curated record
UUCCAACUUAAUUUUUUUAAUACCUCGAAAAUGGAUCCAAAAAAUCAAGUAAUGAGAUUCUUUUUCAAGAUUCCUAGUUUACCUCUAGCUUAUACGAGUAUGGUGGUGUACUUGUUGUUUUCGAUUUAUUUGACUGUUCGUGUUUACCGUACUAAGAGUGCUAGAUUUCUAUACAUUCUGGGCUUCACAGCAUUGAUGGAAGCAAUCGGUUAUGCCGUACGAAUUGCUUGUGCCGAUUUUACCGACUUCAAAAGAUUCAUCACCAGUACAUUAUUCUUGCUUUUAGCACCAAAUGCUCUGGCUUUAGUAAAUUAUAAAGCUGUGGGCGAAAUCAUUCGAUUAUCCAACGUGAAGUCAGAGAAAUUCUACCUCAGACCCAAAUUCGUUACAUGGUUCUUCUUUGCUAGUGACAUAUUUGUCUUUUUGAUGCAAGGUGCUGGAAGUGGUAUGCAAUCUGAUUAUAAGAACCUCAAGAAGGGCCAAGCCAUCACUCUCAUUGGUCUUGCACUUCAACUGGUUUUCCUCGCUUGUUUCGCUGCCAUUACUAUCUAUGUUCAAAACAGUCCUAAAUACAACUAUUACGUCGCAGGUUGCGAGAACCCGAAGAAGAAGCUUGUUUUCUCUCUUUAUGUUACUAUCAGUCUAAUUUAUGUCCGUUCCAUUUAUCGUGUGGUUGAAUAUGCAUAUGGUUAUACCGGUCCCGUUGUUAGAGCAGAGUGGGCACUAUAUGUAUUCGAUACCCUUGCUAUUGCCGUUUGCUUUCUUCUAUACUGUAUCUUUUUUAUUGGUAACUAUCUUCCCAAGCAUGACGCUGACCCAACUCAAAUUUACGAUUCCGAAUCAAGCUUGAGUGUGAAUCAAACUGAAAAGAGUCGUCAAGAAAUUCAGUUAGAUCAAGCUUAAAAUCAACCUCACUAAACCUUAUUAACAUUGUAUUAUAUAUUAUUUACCCUUACUCCACUAAUAAACUUCUGUAUCGUAUUAUCGAA